GCUGGCUCGGCUGUGCAUGCAGCGAGGGAGCCGUGCAUGCAGCAGGGGAGCCGUGCAUGCAGCAAGGAGCCGUGCAUGCAGCAGGGCAGCCGUGCAUGCAGCAGCGGGCCCGCGAUGUCUCUGGGCCGGGCGGUGCGGCAGACUCUGGCUCUGCCCCUGAGGGCGCCCUCCAACGCCUCGCUCCUCGGGAAGCACGCCUCUCUUCGCCAGAUGUCAUCCAGUGGUGUCCCUGGCUUACCUGGGUCCAAUAUGAUAUACUACCUGUUCGUAGGUGUCACUGUUAGUGCCGGUGGAUACUAUGCUUACCGAACAGUCACUUCAGACCAAGCCAGGUAUACAGAUCGGAUGACCAAGUUGCAAGAGAGAACCAAAGCGGAUGAGUUUCCUCAAGGUGAAGAUGCAAAACCCACAAAAUCCAGUGAAAAAAGCUCAGUGGCCAGUGACACAGCUGCAGUAGAGUCCUCAAAAGUAGCCUCUGAAGAAAUUCCGGGAACUACAGAGGCCCGCACAGAGGCGGCUGCAGUAAUCCACGCUGGAGCUGGUUCCGAGGUUCCAGGAGCUGUCACGGAGGAAGCUGGAGCUGGCGAUGCUGAAAGGAGUCCAGAGCUUGGCAAUGCUGAUGGGGUUCAAGUGUCAGUAGUCGAUGUGGAAACUGAUCCAGAGGGCAUAGAGUCAGGUGCAGGAGAGGUCACAGGAGUCAAUACUGAAGCAAGUCCAGAGGGGACAGAGGAAAGUGAAGGGGAGGUUACGGGGGUUAAUACUGAAGCUAGUCCAGAGGGCACAGAGGCAAGUGAAGGGGAGGUUACAGGAGUCAGUAUCGAAGCUAGUCCAGAGGGCACAGAGGCAAGUACAGGAGAGGUUACAGGGGUCGGUCCUGAAGCGAGUCCACAGGGCACAGAGCAAAGUGCGGAGGAGGCUAGCCAUGAAGGGCAUGCAGUUCCCAAGCAGAAUGACUGCCCUGCGGGAGAUCCCGAAUUGCAGGAGGAGAAGAAAUCUCCAGUCGAAAGUGAAUCCCCUGCAGGGGAUCAUAUGCAGGGGGUGCCUGGUGACAUACCCGAUGCUGCCUCUGCCCAAGGUUAAUCUAAUAUGAUGUUUAUAUCUUAUUAGAAAAAACAAACACAGAUACGCAGCGAGAGGAGGAAAUGUUAUUUUGUUGACUCAGUAAAUACUUUGAUAUUCCUAGCGGAAGUGGUUCUUUUUUUAAAAAAAAUCAAGGGUUAAUUUCCUAAACCCUUGAUGUACCUUGGAAAAUUAUGGCAUUCAAGGAUCAGCUUAGAGAACGUAAUGUAAUUUGUAAGCAUCCAAAGAGAUUUCUCUUCUCCUGUCAUGCCUUAAAUUGGGGGAGUAGUGGAUCAGUUUGAAAAUAUAUUAAAAAGAAAAAGAAUCCAAGCGGAAGUGCCUUUGUGGUUCUAACUUUGUUUUCAACCCAAGGAGGAGUGGUAUGUGGUAUUGCCUGUUACCAUUUAGGAAAUUAGCCUAAUUUGCCUUGAUCAUGUUGGACAGAGCUUGUAGAAGGAAGUUAGACGAAUCGUGGUUGCCUGCUUCCCAAGUGACCGGGGAGCUUGCCCGACAUAUCUCUUGUCAUGGAUCUGCCUGGGAACACCAGUCAGAGGGGUCAGGCACCAAGACCUGGACCAGGAAAGAUCUCCUAUCAAUCAGGAUCAAUCAGUGGUAUCUACUGAGCACUUACUGUGUGCAGAGCACUGUAUUAAGUACUUGGGAGAAUAUAAGACAACACAGUCAGUAGACACGAUCCUUGCCCUCAAGGAGCUUACAUGCAAAUGUCAGAUGUUCCCUAGGCUGUCCUGGAAAUGGGAGUCGUAGAGUAUCUGUGCUUCCCUCCCUGUCUACACGACCCAGAGAUCGUGAGGGUAAGGUUGUUUCCGGGGGUGGAUUUGCACUGCGUAGACUCUUGCUAGAAUGCCCUCACCUCCUGGAAAAUUUAGUUGGAAGCAAUGCAACUCUGUGGUAGAAACACAGAACGUGAAAUCAGGGCUACACUGCAAAAAAAAAAUAAAAAAUGGAGUGGCAGUUAUCUGGGUAAAUUGGGAACUUGUUACUUCUCCAGUUGCAACUCAUUGAAUAAUAAUAAUAAUAAUUAUGGCAUUUGUUAAGUGCUCGCUAUGUGUUGAAUGGGAGCUGUGUAGGCCUGGUCAAAGUUCUGAAUUUGAAAUAAGCAAAUAUCUGAGAGGACUUCAAGCGUUCUUGUACUCAUUCUACACAUGUUUAUAAACGUGGUUAAAUGUGACAUGCGUGGGUUAUGCUUUUUCCAACCUAGGAGAGGAAUGAGCGUAUUAUACUACAUGUAUUACUGCACAUGCUUGUAAAAGCAAGUUAUAUCACCUUAUACUAUUGAAUGAAGGCUGAUAGUUCCCUUUGGAAAAAAUAGGCCAAAAUAAGAUUGAAAGUGAGAAAAAUAACAGUCCAAUUUGGAUUUAGUAAUUUGGUUCCCUAUCACAGAGAGCUCUGAAAAUAGAUUACAGUGUUUGACAUGAAUGUAAUUAUUUAGAGGAAAUAUUUAUAUUCAGUGAAUGAAAAAGAGUCUUACAAAAGGUUUUAUGUGCAGUGAACAUAGAUUGGGCUUCUCCGACAAUGUAUAAUCAAACUGUCUAGAGGAAUAAUAGAGAAAAAAAUACUUAAUAUUGUAGCAUUUGAAAUGAAUUUUCUGAUGAAUUUUCUGACUUUAUACUUGUGUGAAUUUUUAAUAUCUUUUCAUAGAAAAAUACUAUCUGAAUUGCAUUAGCAAAACCAUUUGGGUUUAACUUGAUCUUAUAUUAAUGCUUUGCAAGAACAACCUACCAGUAGUAAUAGCAUUAGUUGUAGAAGUAAUAAUAUUAUUAAUUAAGCAUUUACUUCAUCCAAAGCACUGUACUGAG
This is a messenger RNA of Ornithorhynchus anatinus (platypus), 2876 nucleotides long. RefSeq names its product mitochondria localized glutamic acid rich protein (gene MGARP). Gene Ontology annotation, cellular component: mitochondrion; mitochondrial outer membrane. Gene Ontology annotation, biological process: anterograde axonal transport. The transcript is spliced from 4 exons. Bases 37 to 1080 code for a protein of 347 amino acids. NCBI's taxonomy places the organism in Eukaryota, Metazoa, Chordata, Mammalia, Monotremata, Ornithorhynchidae. The record is from RefSeq and is a predicted model, not a curated record.